Molecule: messenger RNA, 7255 nt
Organism: Rhipicephalus sanguineus (brown dog tick)
Lineage: Eukaryota; Metazoa; Arthropoda; Arachnida; Ixodida; Ixodidae
Product: sarcolemmal membrane-associated protein-like
Exons: 26
Coding region: 706-3477 (923 amino acids)
Molecular function (GO): protein binding
Source: RefSeq, a predicted model, not a curated record
GAGAGUACCAAGCGAGCACCUUUGGCAAGUACUCUCAUCGGGUUUCCGCAGAGGUUUUUCGACUUUUUAUCUCGUUCUACUCCUUCCUUCUCCGCCUUUUUAGCCCCGAUUAUCGGAUCCCCGAGAAACCUGUGCGCGUAUGUGUGUGUGCUGGCCGCCCGUCCCGCCGCCGUCCGUUUUCUACCUGUUUCUUUUUCUGCUCUUGCUGCGGCUGCCUAUUCUCGAACCGGGCAAAUGACGUUUUACGCUGGGCGCUACCGUCCGAUUCUCCCAUAUGACUGCUUUUUAUAGAAAGUGCUGGCCCCUACGUGAACGAGGUAGGCCUGCCUCGCCGACGCUCAUGUGCUAAGUGUGCGUGAAACGAAACGUUACGCACCCGGCCUCGUCCACUACUAGACCGCGGAGACCGUGAGUGGCCGACGUUCGGCCUCCGAAACGAUCGUCCAGCUAGCGAAAGAAGACCGCCUCUCACAUCGGCAGCAGCAGGGCUCCGAAGUUCUGCUGGCUCGUCGCAAUGGAAACAAGCCGGACGGCGCUGUUCGUGUGCUUCGUUUGAAACUCUACCUUCGCUGUGGCUGCAGUUUCCGCGGCAGUAAUUUUGCAAGAUGUCUUUCGUCCGUGCCGUGACCAUGGCUUUGCCGUGCGUUUGCCCACUUACUUGCUGCUGUGCGGUCUACAAAUGACUUUGCGUGUGUCGCAGGGUUAAUGGUUGUCUACCGAAAGGAUUCCGCCAAGGUGGAGACCGAGAUAGCAGCCGCCACGGCUACGCCGGCUGAAAACGGGUCGGUGACGGCGUCGGAUGAGGCCGAUACCAUGAAGGCUGGUGUCCUGCCCGGGGACGUGACUCCGCCCACGGUAGUGGGUAACGGGGCACCCCCGCAGCAGGCACCAGUGUUUUCGCCGGCGGAUGUGCCGCCACCCAAGCCCGGGGUUCCCCGAGCCAUCCUCACUUGCCGGCCCAACUCGCACCCGUUCCCCGAGCGAGUGCUCAGCCUGGACCAGCCUGCCAAGGUUGGUCGGUCAGUGGCCCGGUGCCGACAGGCACCAAACAACGCCAUCUUUGACUGCAAGGUUCUCUCGCGAAACCAUGCUCUGCUCUGGUAUGAAAACGGAAAAUUUUAUCUGCAAGACACCAAGAGUAGCAAUGGCACGUUUGUCAACAACCAGCGCCUAAGCAAAGGUUCCGAGGAAUCACCAGCCCAGGAAGUCUGCUCCGGUGACAUUGUACAGUUCGGUGUAGAUGUGGUGGAGAACUCCAGGAAAGUGACCCAUGGGUGCAUUGUGGCAACACUCCGGCUUUUCCUGCCUGACGGGAAAGAAGCCAAAGCCAGCCCUUCUACAGCACUUAUUCCUGCUGGAGCAGGUACCUCAAUCACAACUCAGGAACUGUAUCAACUGUCCCAGUGUAUUCAGGAAGCACUUCACAGGGAGCAGAUUAUCCAGAACAAGAUAGCCACACUUCAGCGAGUUGUCACCAGCACACAAGAAGCCAGCGAGAACAAUUGGAAGGCCAUGAUUGAAGAAGACCGGCUCCUGAACAGGAUUGAAACGCUUGAAGCACAGCUACAAACAUGUGCUAAGUCAGCUACUGAUGAUAAGUUAAGAGAAGAGAUAGCUCGGCUACAGAAGGAGCGAGAGAGGUAUGAAGACACGGCAAAGGAGUCCUUGAAGAAGGCGUUACAAGAAAAGCUUGAAGCCCUUCGACGUGUACAGGAGCUGGAGUAUACUGCCUCCAAUACUGAGGACGAGUGUGCGCGACUGCGAGAAGUCUAUGAAGCAGCUCAGAAAGAGAUUGGUGCCCUGGCAACCCGCACUGAUAAGCAUCAAAAGGAAAUAGCGCAGCUGCAGACCCAGCUCAAGGAAGCCGAGGAGUUAAAUCAGGCCAUGACCGAGGAGAAAACUGCUCUGGAGAAUCAAAUCCAGGAACUUCAGAAAGCUGAACAGGUUCUUGCAGCAAAAAUCGAGUCUCUUCGAGCAGACAAUGAUUUUGCGAAGGAACAAUUAUCAGCCAUGAAAGCUCGCUUUGAUCAAGUGAAGAAAGCGCAGUACAUUGAAGAUGGCUUGGAAACAUUGAAUUCCAAGGAAAACAUGCCGAACCACGAUGACUCUAAGGAGUCUGGAGGAGAAGUGUUCUUUGAAAAGAGCCUUGCUGAUGAAAGCAUGAAAGGUGAUUGCUUUCAACCGGAGAAAGAGUCUGAGCUGUCAGGAAGCAAAGAGCUGGAAAUCAGUUUGAGCUCCACUUUGGAGACAGCGAUAAUUGAAAAAGAAAUUACUCAACGUGUGCUGUCAAAUGAGCUCCAAGCUAAGGUUUGUGAACUGGAGGAGCAGUUGGAACAGCUGCAUAGCUUGGAGGACAAAGGAAGGGAUGAGAAUCAGCGUAAUGUUGAGGAACUGCAGGCCGAAAUUGCUCAACUUCGGGGUGAGUUCUUCGAACUAUUGACUGAAUCUCGUGAGAAGAUAAACGCUGCACAGCUUGAGCUCGCUGCUAUGAAAGCAGAAGCACAGCAGGCUGCGAAGACGAGGCAGGCUGGCACGGAAGAGCAGCCGCCUGCGGAGCCGUCCGAGGAGAUGUCUGCUCUUAUGGCUCAACUGACUGCAGCACGCAAGCAGGUUCAGGACCAGGUGUGCCAGAUUGCCAGGCUGCAGGGGGAGCUGUCGCAGUCUGAACAGUCGCUUUGUGAGCUGCGAGAGCAGUUCAACAUCCAGCGACAACAGCUAGCUGAACACGAGCGGCACAGGCGCUUGGGUCAAGAAGAGCUUAGCAGCUUGGAAAAUCUUCUCGAAGAGGAAAGGAAAGCCCGGAGUCGGACAGAAGCCGCGUCAGAGGCUGUAAAGAAGCAACUUCAUGAAGCCCAGAACAGCGCCAAACAGCACCAGAAUGAAGCGGAGCAUCUGAGGAAGAAAGUGCGGACUCUCACCGAAGAAAUGCGCAAUCGAGCCAACACGGAGCGUUCCUUGACUCCUAACCACACCCAGGAGCCGCUUCAGGAGGAAUGCGAGGCCCUGCGUGCUCGUCUUCGAGCAGCUGAAGAAGAGACAACCAUACAGCGGGACGAAAACGCCAAGCUCCUUGCCGAGUGUGAACGCUUGCGGACAAGUUGCAACGUGCUCGGAAUGCAGUCAUCCGUACCCUCCGUGCCAGGUGAUCGAGGUGAUAGGGGUGAUCGGGUUGACCAGGGCGACUGGCCGGACCAGCUUGAGAAGCUGCAACAAGAGGCCCAGAGUACGAGGCAUCAGCUCCAGGAGUCAGCAGAGGAAUUGGCCCUGCUCAAGGAAAAGUACUCAGUCUGCGCUCUGGAGAAAGCGCAGCUUCAGCAGGAGCUCAAGGCUGUCAGUGAUGAGCGCCAGUUGCUACUCUACCAGUCCAAGGCAACAUCGGCCUGCUCAAUAAUACCGCUGUGCAUCCUCGUGCUGGCCGUUCUCUUGGGCUUUUACCCAACGCUGUCCUACUUCACGGCCACGGCCGAGACUCCUUGAGGGCGUCGGCCACCCGGGCUUUCUCGAGUAACGCUCGCAUGUGCUUUCACCUGCCUACGUCAUUUCCAUGAGAUGACGACCAGUGAGAGGCAGCCCGAGUCGGUGUCACUUUUCGUUCUUCUGGUUGUGACCUUGCACAGCGAAGACACAGCUUCAAGGACAUGCUUCCCCACGGGUCCAUAGGCAGCUUCGACGUGCUCCGGUGGUGUUUGCGUGCGUGCGUGCAAAUGUGAGCGGUUUUUGAAGCAUGUGCUGACGUUGGUUGCUUUCGAAAUCGCUUGUCCAUCGUACCGAAUUGGCUCGCCUACCCCGCCCCUUCUCCAUUGUAAGUACAAACCCUUCACUUAGGUCUCGCACUACUAGGUUGUCCCGGCUUUAUUGUGUGCCCAUUUUUAAGCACCCUCUUGGAAUGGCCAGAUGAGUUUUUCAUUUGUGUAUGACAUGCUGGUGUGACUUGUCGCCACAGCGGAGACGCUGAUCAGUUUGUGUCGUCGCAAGACAGCGCAUUAGGCUCGAAGACUUCGAUUACACUACGUUGAUGUGUCACGUGGAACGUGGUAACGGACUCCCCGAAUGUAACAGGCCUCUAGCUUUGCAUCCUUGCCCAAUUUUUUUUGUGUGUGUGUGUACGGGCAGCCGAUGUGCAAGUUGAUAUACAGUUCAUCUCUCUGCCAGUGCUGCUACCACUGUUGGGAAGUUUGUCAUUCUGGUGUUCGAGCCACUUACGGGAUUCUCCUGUGUUUUUUUUUGUUUCGGCUAGAUGUAAGCCGCUGCGAAGAGUCUAAAGAGAACAAAAUGUCGGAGUGCACUGCUGUUAACCUGUCUUAUCAAGUUUUCUUUAAUGCACAAUAAAUAAAUCUUCCUUAAAUGUUUUUCAAGCACUUUAAAACCGUACCGAGCCCUUGCAGACAAGACGGGACCCAAUUUGUUGUCAAGGUGCUGAUGUGUCUUGUUCUAACAUUACUGCUUGCUAUGUGCAGAGAUUUGGAUUUAUUGCUGUUUACAAAACAGUAAGUGCUGUUUAUUGCUUACGUGUUCAUCUUUGCACAAUCUGGCCCUUAUGGAGUAGGUGCUUAUGCAGGAAUUUUUUUUUCUUUUUGAAAAAAAAUUUUUUUUGAAUGUGCAUGUGUGCGUUUUUUUUUUUUUCGUUUUCAUUUUAUCUCACUCUCUCUCUGUCCUCUUUCUGACCCCUAUAUCCCCACCCCUGUGCAGGGUAGCAAACCGGUCACUCGCGCCAGGUUAACCUCCCUCCGUUUCCUUUUCAUCUAUUUCUCUCUCUCUUUUUUUUUUUUUUGAAGCUAUGUUUUUGUGUAGAUUAUAAAAUAUGAAAAGAAACAAACUGCAUCGGCGAAAAAACAGUCCCUGCUGUCCUCUUCAUCAUGUUGCCAUAAGCUCUUUAGGUUAUUUGCUACCACUGUUCUGCGGCCUCAUAACCAAGCUUAAAGCUGACACAUUCGAGUGAGUUAGGUGUUUAGUUUGCAAUGUGCUUUCACUCAGCCGGCCACAUCACAUUCAGCGUGCGAUACUUGCACUCUCAGUGGGGGAUUUUCCUGUGCCCUACGAUUAUGAACUUACUUGAAAGUACUUCACUUGCACUUUACGUAGCGGCUCUGAGGUCUCUGUGCUAUCAUCAAGGAAUGUUCGUUUAUUAAUUAGUUACCACAGAACAAUUGAUGUUGCCAGCAGUCCUAGGUGUUUUUCUUUUAACAAUGCCUUCAUUUCAAGCUUCUAACUCUGGCUGAAAGGUGCAGGUGCCUAAACAGACCCUCAGGCAUUCGGGCCCCAGGCGAGUUCCUUAACGAGUACAUUUGUGUGUAGAGUGCUGCCCGAAUGUUUGGUUGCUGUUCAGCACCAAGUAGCACAAUUUCAGUUUCUUAAUUUAGCACUGCUUUUUCAUGGAAAGGUCACACCCGCAUGUAGAUACCUAUUUGACUCCUCUGUGUGCCUGUACAUAGUAAUAUUGAUCUGUAGAGGUGGAAAAGGACUGUCAAGUGCCAUCAUAUUUCUUAGUGCUAUCAGUUUUUGUACAGAAGAGAAUACAAUGCACACACGCGAACUUGUAACAUAGAAUAACAAAAGCUUUAGUACUAGCCGAGUCUUCUUUUUUUUUUUAGCUGCAGCAUUGCUUUGUACCUGGACUUGGAGGUGCAACCAUUCUCUUAGGUAUUGUGUAGCAGUGUCUGUGUAUAUCGUUUUUUGGCAUGAAGUUGGCCUGCUUUGGCUUACUGGCAGCAAGCCCCCCCCACCCACCACCGAGUCGCUGCAGCUGCAUUUGUCCGGUUAGGGUGUAAUUAAGACUUACAGCUGUCGUGAUUCCAAAUUGACGAGGUAUUGCUAUUGUGGCAGUAUUUCAGGCUGGAAAGAUUUUUUGUAUUAUUUCCUAAGCUUUUAAAUUAUCCUAGGAAAACCGAAAUGGUAGAGGCAUGGAACGGUUAUCGAAAAUGUAGCAUUGUUAAAUGAAGUAAAAUAUAGCGAAUUUUUAUAGUGAGGCCGCACUUUUGAAAUGCCACAUCCACCAUUUUAAAUUUCAUGCCUGCAAACAAUGGGAAAGCAACAUUCCUAGAUUUGCAAGCUAUUUCAAUAGCAAGCAUCAGUGCUGACCGCAGGCAUUUUUCACCUUUAUGGCACAACGUACUGUUUAUUACUGUUAUUAGGGUAGAAAACAUUUGCAUCAAAGCCCUUUUAAUGUGAGGCGCUAGUAACCUCAAUGGGACCUAUAAACAGAGUGAGUAGAGCAGGCCAUAUUUCCUAUUAGCUUUGUCGGUCACAUUGCGCAGUUGUAUAUCUCUGGGUGCCCAAAAUUAGAGUUCUAUGAUAGUCUACUGUUGUAAAAUUGCCAAGAAUUUUCUUCUUUUGUACCUAAAGGAUGUGCAGCACUUACAAACAGCAUACUGUGCAAUAAUUCGAAGUUUCUGCCUCUGCUGAAAAAUAGGGAACAAAGCCAGUGAGCAGUCUUUCAAGAGAACCACUGCUGUAGGUGCACGGUUGGCACCAGAUGAUUUCAUUUUUGGGCGAGUUGAAUACGCUCGGGUGUGCCGAAACGUGUGGACUCGAAGUGCGGCUGACGAGGCUCGGCGAGUCGGGUGGGCUUGGUGCGGGCCAAAGGUGAGAAUGGACAAAGUUUUGUGUGAUGCCACUGCUGGGCUCCCUUAGUCACAGAAAGGGGGGAACACCUGUGGCAAAUAGUGUAGACUUAACUGGUUGUCAUUCCCGCUACUACUACUUCUAGCUUCAGUGCUGAAUUCAGCAGUCUGUGUGCUCGCGUUGAGACGACCUUCUACAGGUGCUUUCAUUUUUGUUGCUUCUCGUUAAUUUUUUUUUUCUAACUUACGCAAAUUAACCGAGUUGGAUUUGCAGUGUUUCCAAGGUUGCCGUGUUCAAGCACGUGUGUUCCGUUUUGCUCCGUUCUUGCCUGCUCCUUCACUAAAAGUAACUUGGCCAUAGGUUGGCUAGCUAACGUAGCUUGACGUCGUGUGUGAAGGUAACCUAGCCGGCUGGUUUUGUUUUUUUUUUACUUUUGUCUGUGAUUUCGGUGCUUUGAAGCUGAUGUUAGUCUACGUAUGUUGCAUAUUUUUUUUUUUUGGAACAAGAGCAGUAUUUGUGUUCCCAUCUCCGUUUUAUGUUGCCCCUUUUUGUAAUAUAAUGUUCGUUUCCCUCUGUUUUUUUUUUUUGUAAGAGAUGUGCACUGAAGAGUUCAGUCUGCUUUAAAUGAAAACGAAAGCAUUAUACAUAUAUUAUAAUGCAGCCAGCAGGAAAGCUGAAUAAAGUUGUGUCACGA